AUGGAUGCCCCCACCGCGGCUGCUUGUACUGCUGAAUUCAGUGCCAACAAGGCCGCCACCGCGGCCAUGCUCAUUCAACACAUGGCCACCAAAUUCGCCAAAGCAUGCGACAACCUUAUCAUUGCCAAGGCCGACCAGGCUGUGCCUGCGAACAAGAAAUGCGCUGCUGAACACAACGAUCUCGACAAAGGCUCCCUCGUCAUGCUCUCAACCUACCACCACUGCCACGAGUACGUCUCCACCGGCGAAGACCGUGUGGCGAAGUUCUUCCCCCAUUGGGGUAGACCUUACCGCGUCACCCAAGCUCACCCCGAAUUAUCCACCUACACCCUCGAAAUCCCCAAAGCCGUGCUGAAGGCCUGCCUCACCUUCCACUCGAGUCUUGUCAAGCCAUACAUUGAGCCCAACCCAAACCUCGUGCCAGACCACACCUUACCCUGCCCCGGACCUGAUGCCAAUAGCGAGCACAUUGUAUGUGACAUCAUUGCAGAGCGACGCCGCAGCUGUGGCAAACAGUACAAGGUUCGCUGGGAAGGUUAUGGUGACACGGACAUGGAAUGGCUUCCGGGCUCCGUGCUCAAGAACAACACUGUUCUCGAUGCCUGGGAAGCACACCAGUGUGACCUCAAACUCAACAACACCGUCCACGACCAACAGGACGAUGCGCCCGUGGCCACUGUCUUCCUCGACUGCUUCUACCCACCCUGUCUCAUUCUCAAAUAA
Molecule: messenger RNA, 723 nt
Organism: Peniophora sp. CBMAI 1063
Lineage: Eukaryota; Fungi; Basidiomycota; Agaricomycetes; Russulales; Peniophoraceae
Source: the annotation of a GenBank genome assembly